This is a messenger RNA of Corylus avellana, 1478 nucleotides long. It is a transcript of the gene DNMT2, whose product is annotated as DNA methyltransferase-2. The record is from RefSeq and is a predicted model, not a curated record. Gene Ontology annotation, molecular function: methyltransferase activity. Gene Ontology annotation, cellular component: nucleus. Lineage: Eukaryota; Viridiplantae; Streptophyta; Magnoliopsida; Fagales; Betulaceae.
AUUUGGGCGGUCUUGGUGAAAAAGAAGCAACUGGAGAGGACAAUUCGAUCCCAUGGCGGAGGGUUCUCAGAAACCACAAGAGGAGCCAUGGAGAGUCCUCGAAUUCUACAGUGGCAUUGGUGGCAUGAGGUACUCGCUGAUGAAGGCGGGCGUGAAUGCGAAAGUAGUGGAAGCCUUCGAUAUAAAUGACAAAGCCAACGAUGUUUACGAGCACAACUUUGGUCACCGUCCCCAUCAGGGUAAUAUUCAGAGCCUGACAGCUGCUGAUCUCGACAGCUAUGGGGCUCAUGCGUGGCUUCUUUCUCCUCCCUGCCAACCUUACACUCGGCAAGGUCUCCAGAAGCACUCCGGUGAUGCUAGGGCAUUGUCUUUUCUCAAGAUUCUUGAACUUAUACCACAUACGUCACAGCCUCCAAGUAUGUUAUUUGUGGAAAAUGUCGUUGGAUUUGAGACAUCUGAUACACACACGAAAAUGAUUGAUAUAUUGGCAAAAACAAACUUUGUUGUACAGGAGUUCAUAUUGAGCCCUUUACAAUUUGGCAUCCCAUAUUCCAGGCCACGUUAUUUUUGCCUGGCAAAAAGGAAACCUUCAUCUUUUCAAAAUCAACUCCUCAAUAACAGGCUACUUUGGUCCCCAAGCCCAUUGUUUGGGCAUGAUGAUAACACUGUGGCCAUUGAACAUGAUCAAUCACAAGAGAGCUGUGACGAAUUGCUCCAGUCAUGUGAGCCAGUAGAGAAAUUUCUUGAAUUCAAGAAUCAUAGUGACCAAAUGGAUACUGAAUCUGGUUUGCUGGACACCACCAUUGUUCCUAUAGAUGCUUAUGGAGCUCUGGAGAAAAAUGAUAAUGCGAAUGGUCGUAAUGAUAUUUCUUUAAACCAGUACCUUGUUCCAUUAAGCUUGAUAGAGCGGUGGGGAAGCGCUAUGGAUAUUGUAUAUCCUGAUUCAAAGCGUUGCUGUUGUUUUACUAAAAGUUAUUAUCGGUAUGUGAAGGGGACUGGCUCACUUUUGGCUACUGUCCAGCCAAAGAAGAAAGGCAAAUCAUCUUCAUUGAAGGAGCAGUGCCUUAGAUUUUUUACUCCUAGGGAGGUUGCUAAUCUACAUUCUUUUCCGGAAGACUUUCACUUCCCGCAGCACAUAAGCCUUCGACAACGGUAUGCAUUGCUGGGUAACAGUUUAAGUAUAGCAGUGGUUGCUCCCGUACUCCGAUAUUUAUUUGCAGAGCCAUCUGUUCAAAUCAUGCAGAUUUUUCCUUCCAAUGGUGCAUAUACCCAUAUCUAAUUUCUAGCCUUGUGAUGAGAUCAACUUGAUAAUUAAAUAUUGCCAUAAGUUUUGAAUUAUUAGGACCUAGGUAUCACCCUAACUUUUAUCCAAUCUCUCCUCUCUCAAUGACUAGGAGGCUCAAAAGUCUACUAAUCAUUCAUGAUAUUGCCAAUUUGCCGGUGUUCCAAGACAAACAAAUGUUGACAGGUUGCAAAUG